AUCUUGCAGAUCCUGAAUCAGAAUGUGCACGUAAUUUUUUGUAUUCGUGAGAAUUACUCUCCAAUGUGUUUGGACUUCCAAAGGUAGGACAAGUCAAAGAUGAACAUUUUGUGUAGAAGGCUUUGUUUACAAUGCAACAAGUCUGUGAGGAGACUGGAGGGAUUCAAAGUACAGUUCAUUCAGCAGAAAUCAAAAAGCGGCAAAUAUUUUGAGGAUCCUUAUGUAGAAAAAUUUAUGAUCAAUUAUUUACAAGCUAUAUCAAAGGAAAAUGGAAAGAAAUUUCUUGAAAGCCUAGACAGUCAUCUGUUGGAAAGAAAAAGACAACUAGAAGUUCUAUAUGCUAUUAGAGUGGCUGAGGGUAUUGAAAAUACUCCUUCAGAGCUAAGUGCACAUGAUUGGAGAGUGAUUCUAACAUCUGUAAAGACUAAGGAGGAAUUUGAUCGUUAUUUGAAUAAGGUAUUUAUACGUCAGGAGAAAAGGCGAUUGACUGUGGAAGCUAGAAAUGAAGUAUACAACAAAUUACGUCGCCCAUGUGAUGAAGAAGAUCUACAGAUCAUUCAGCGUAUUUAUUUUAUGAAAAAUCAUUUAUCCCAUUGGAAGGGAAUGCACUCUUUACUUCACGGGAGACCUGUUGUUCUAGAUAUGGACUAUCAACCUGUCGAUGAAGACGAAACCUUUGAAACGGCACGGCAAAUUGAAAACAUGUAUAAUUGUAACCUGGAGCAUCGUCAGCCUUGCCAUUUACAUUUCACUAGUUUUCACAGAAAUGAGAUAUUGGUUAGAAUGCUAGAAAUGAAAAGAAACAUGUUUGUUGACUUUCACCGAGAAAGUUUUCACGAAGUUUUUCCGCGGGAUCGUCUUUUCUAUUUAGUUGCUGAAGGACCAGAUAUUUUACCUAAAGAGAUAGACGAUGAUACAAUUUUUGUACUUGGGGGCAUAGGGGGUUCCCCUGUGCGGAAAAGGUCACUAAAGAGAGCAGUCUCGCUAGGUAUCCCUUACGGAUGUCUUCCGGCAGAUCAAUUUGUAAGGCGAAAAAUGAGAAGUUCUAGGGUCUUUUACUUACAGACUGUGCUAAAUAUCAUGCUAGACAAAUUCGCUGGCGAUCCAUGGAAGUUAGCUUUUGAAAGACAUCUGCCGGAUGACAAGUAUCAAAAAUUUCCGGAUUUAGAAAAACCUUUAGAAGAUAAAAAAGCCAUACAAUCUUAUGUACAGUUUCAACAAUUAUACAAAAUUCUUGACAAAUGAUCUCUAUGCUGAUACUGGUAUUAUUACAGAGUAGUAAGAAGGUUAAUUGCUGGGAAUUAUACGAUUGAUAAACAAGCGGUUUUUCAUGAUUUCUCAAGAACAGCACAAGUCAAAGUGAAUAUAUACAGUGUACGUUUAUAAAUUCGCAGGAAAGAAGGUGACAUGUGCCUGUAACCGCAAAACAUCAUACAGCAAUUUUAUUUAUCCACUGUGUAUUGUCCAUACAUAUGUAUGUUCAUCAUUAACCUCUAUGUUUGGGAUGUCAGAUCUGCUGUGUUUACAAGUUUAAUCUAUGUUUACAAGGUACAUUCGUAUAUCGCAAAAAGAUCACACUGCGUCAAACAUUAGCAAACAUACAAAGGGUUACACUGUAUUCUCUAAUUAAGCUGGAAAGUUGGUCAUAUGGUUUACUGUUUACUCCUUGCGAAAAAAUUAAUUAAUUUGAAAUUAAAAGCUUUAAUGUUGGUAUUAGAUAAUUAACAGCGUUAAUGCUGUUGUUAUAAUGUGAUUUAUGAUACUGACUUCUGACUUAUUCUUUUUAGCUCACCUGUCACAAAGUGACAGGGUGAGCUUUUGUGAUCGCUUUUCGUCCGGCGUCCGUCCGGCGUCCGUAAACUUUUACUUUAAAUGACAUCUCCUCAUAAACCAAUAAGCCAAUUUCAUCCAAACUUCACAUGAAUGUUCCUUUGGUGGUCACCUUUGAAAAUUUUUCAAAGAAUUUAAUUCCAUGCAGAACUCUGGUUGCCAUGGCAACCAAAAGAAAAAACUUUAAAUAUCUUCUUCUAAAAAAUCCAAAGAGCUAGAGCUUAGAUAUUUGGCAUGAAAUAUCUUCUAGUGAGUGUCUACCAAGUUUGUUCAAAUAAAAGCCCUGGGGUCAAAAUUGAUUUUCCCUAUAUGCAUAUAGUAAAAACUUAAAAAUUCUACUUUGAAAGAACCCAAAGAGCUACAGCUAAGAUAUUUAGCAUGAAACAUCCUCUAAUGGGUGUCUACCAAGUUUGUUCAAAUAAAAGCCCUGGGGUCAAAAUUGGCCCCGUCCCAGGGGGUCAUUGAUUUUCCCUAUAUGCAUAUAGUAAAAACUUAAAAAUUCUACUUUGAAAGAACCCAAAGAGCUACAGCUAAGAUAUUUAGCAUGAAACAUGUUCUAAUGGAUGUCUACCAAGUUUGUUCAAAUAAAAGCCCUGGGGUCAAAAUUGGCCCCGUCCCAGGGGGUCAUUGAUUUUCCCUAUAUGCAUAUAGUAAAAACUUAAAAAUUCUAGUUUGAAAGAACCCAAAGAGCUACAGCUAAGAUAUUUAGCAUGAAACAUGUUCUAAUGGAUGUCUACCAAAUUUGUUCAAAUAAGAGCCCUGGGGUCAAAAUUGGCCCCGCCCCGGGGGUUAUUGAUUUUCCUUAUAUGUGUAUAGCAAAAACUUAAAAAUCUUCUUGUAAAGAACCCAAAGACCUAGAGCUAAGAUAUUUAGCAUGAAACAUGUUCUAAUGGAUGUCUACCAAGUUUGUUCAAAUAAGAGCCCUGGGGUCAAAAUUGGCCCCGCCCCAGGGGGUCAUUGAUUUUCCCUAUAUGCAUAUUGCAAAAACUUAAAAAAUCCUCUUGUAAAGAACCCAAAGACCUAGAGCUAAGAUAUUUAGCAUGAAACAUCCUCUAAUGGAUGUCUACAAAGUUUGUUCAAAUAAGAGCCCUGGGGUCAAAAUUGGCCCUGCCCCGGGGGUCAUUGAUUUUUCCUUAUAUGUGUA
Molecule: messenger RNA, 2974 nt
Organism: Ruditapes philippinarum (Manila clam)
Lineage: Eukaryota; Metazoa; Mollusca; Bivalvia; Venerida; Veneridae
Product: tRNA methyltransferase 10 homolog C-like
Exons: 5
Coding region: 100-1245 (381 amino acids)
Biological process (GO): mitochondrial tRNA 5'-end processing; positive regulation of mitochondrial translation
Cellular component (GO): nucleoplasm; mitochondrion; nucleus
Molecular function (GO): tRNA binding
Source: RefSeq, a predicted model, not a curated record